This is a messenger RNA of Cebus imitator (Panamanian white-faced capuchin), 3032 nucleotides long. RefSeq names its product matrix metallopeptidase 8 (gene MMP8). Gene Ontology annotation, molecular function: zinc ion binding; metalloendopeptidase activity. The transcript has 10 exons. NCBI's taxonomy places the organism in Eukaryota, Metazoa, Chordata, Mammalia, Primates, Cebidae. The coding region runs from base 98 to 1495 and encodes 465 amino acids. The record is from RefSeq and is a predicted model, not a curated record. Gene Ontology annotation, biological process: collagen catabolic process; extracellular matrix organization; proteolysis. Gene Ontology annotation, cellular component: extracellular matrix.
CACGUGAUCCUGUGAACCUCAGGGUGCUCACCAGGGAAGGGCCCUAACACAAAGGGCAAAGAGAAAGCCAGGGUCGGUAGUGUUUGAAGAGAAGAUCAUGUUCUGUCUGAAGACACUUCCAUUUCUGCUCUUACUCCAUGUGCAGAUUUCCAAGGCCUUUCCUGUAUCUUCUAAGGAGAAAGAUACAAAAAUUGUUCAGGACUACCUGGAAAAGUUCUACCAAUUACCAAGCAACCAGCAUCAGUCUAUAAGGAAGAACAGCAUUAAUAUGAUUGUUGAAAAGCUUAAAGAAAUGCAGCAAUUUUUUGGGUUGAAUGUGACGGGGAAGCCAAAUGCGGAAACUCUGGAGAUGAUGAAACAGCCUCGCUGUGGAGUGCCUGACAGUGGUGAUUUUAUGAUAACCCCAGGAAACCCCAAAUGGGAACAAACUAACUUGACCUACAGGAUUAUAAACUAUACCCCACAGCUAUCAGAGACUGAGGUAGAAAGAGCUAUCGGGGACGCCUUUAAAGUCUGGAGUGAUGUAUCACCUCUCACCUUCACCAGGAUCUCACAGGGAGAGGCAGAUAUCAACAUUGCUUUUUACCAAAAAGAUCAUGGUGACAAUUCUCCAUUUGAUGGACCCAAUGGAAUCCUUGCGCAUGCCUUUCAGCCAGGCCAAGGUAUUGGAGGAGAUGCUCAUUUUGAUGCAGAAGAAACCUGGACCAAUACCUCCGAAAAUUACAACUUGUUUCUUGUUGCUGCUCAUGAAUUUGGUCAUUCUUUGGGGCUCUCUCACUCCUCUGACCCUGGUGCCUUGAUGUAUCCCAACUACGCUUUCAGGGAACCCAGCACCUACUCACUCCCUCAAGAUGACAUUAAUGGCAUUCAGGCCAUCUAUGGACCUUCAAGCAAUCCUAUCCAACCUACUGGACCAAGCACACCCAGACCCUGUGACCCCAGCUUGACAUUUGAUGCUAUCACCACACUCCGUGGAGAAAUAUUUUUCUUUAAAGACAAGUACUUCUGGAGAAGGCAUCCUCAGCUACAAAGAGUCGAAAUGAAUUUUAUUUCUCUAUUCUGGCCAUCCCUUCCAACUGGUAUACAGGCUGCUUAUGAGGAUUUUGACAGGGAUCUUGUUUUCCUAUUUAAAGGCAACCAAUACUGGGCUCUGAGUGGCUAUGAUAUUCAGCAAGGUUAUCCCAGGGAUAUAUCAAACUAUGGCUUCCCCAGCAGUGUCCAAGCAAUUGAUGCAGCUGUCUUCUACAGAAGUAAAACAUACUUCUUUGUAAAUGACCAAUUCUGGAGAUAUGAUAACCAAAGACAACUCAUGGAACCAGGUUAUCCCCAAAGAAUAUCAGAUAUCUUUCCAGGAAUAGAAAGGAAAGUUGACGCAGUUUUCCAGCAAGAACACUUCUUCCUUUUCUUCAGUGGACCAAUAUAUUAUGCAUUUGAUCUUAGUGCUCAGAGAGUUACCAGAGUUGCUAGAGGCAAUAAAUGGCUUAACUGCAGAUAAAGCUGAAGCAAAAUCAAAUAUGGUUGUAUCCAUUUUCAGAAUGUGGAAGGGAAGUUUAGUAUGCAUAUUCAUUACAUUGUGUCCUAUUUAUACUUUUCUCACUAUUAAGUCAUUGUUUGCCAUCACUGUAUCCAUUCUGCCUGUUCUCGGUAAAAUAUGUUUGGAAUAUUCCACUGUUUGCAGAGGCUUAAUCAGUUCUUAUAUAUUCCACCUUAAAUUAGUGAAUCCAUCAGAGAAGGAAAGUAAGCCUUUUGUCACUUCAAUAUUUACUAUUUCAAUACUUAUAUAUCUGACUUCUAAAAUUUAUUAUCUUAUUAUUUGCCUAUCUGACUGCAUAUAUACCUCAGUCUCUCUCUUUAAAUGUCCUAUGUAUAUCUUCUACAUGCAAUUUAGAACUAGAUUUUGGUUAGAAGUAAGGGUUAUAAGCAACCUAGCCAGUACCCUUUGCCUUUACAGAAAUUGUGGUGCUGUUGCUGUUUUCUACUCUUGGAAAGAAAUAUGGAUGAUAUAUUUUGUGGGUUGAAUUGUGUCUCCCAUAAAAGAUAUGUUGAAGUUCUAACCCCAGGUACCUAUGAAUGUGAGCUUAAUUGGAACCAGGGUCUUUGCAGAUGAAUUAGUUAAGGUGAGGUCAUACUGAAUUAGGGUGGGCCUUAUUUCUCAGAGAGUCACCAUUAUGACUGUUGUUCCUAUAAGAAGAAGAGAGACAUGGGAGGAGUCUAUGUGAAGGCAGAGGCAGAGAUUGGAAUGACAUCUUCAAGCCAUCUCCAAGCCAGGAAUGCCACGGACUGUAAGCCACCACUAGAAGCUUGGAAGAGGCAAGGAAGGAUUCCCCCCAAUAGCCUUUAAGCAUGACCCUGCUGACACCUGCAGAUUUCAGACUUCUAUCCUCCAGAAUUGUGAGGGAAUAAAUUUCUUUUGUUUUAAGUCACCAAGUUUGCAGUACUUUGUUCCUAAGUGCAUCUACACUUAGGAAAAUGAAUCAACAAAGGAUGCUGAUGUGGAGCCCUUGCUAAGGACUACUAGGCAUCUUCCCAGGAGAGCAGCCUAAAGAGACCAUUACCUCCUCUCCUCCCUCCUCCUGGCUCUCUUCUUCUACAGUCCAAAUAAAUGGGCUGGGUGGAUCUGAUGUUCCUCAGUUCUUUAUUUCCUGGGGUACUCAGGAGGGCACACACUAUAGAUUACUGGGGUUUACGGCAUAAAAUUCAAUGUCUCAUUAAGUUGCAUUAAACUGAGCUUAGAUGCAUAAGUUUGCUAAUGGAUGAGUUUCUUUGUUAAGAACUGUAGGAUUUAUGUGACCAUGUCUAGCUAGUCCAGAUGUUAAAAUCAUUAUAAUGUUAUAUUUGCUGUUAUUAGAAUAUAAUAUAGAUUAUUAUGCAAUAAAUAUGUGGACAGUAAAGCAUAUUUCUCACUAGUACUUCCUAUUUUCUUUUUCUGUUAAAGUUUUUAAAUCCCACAGAUAAUUAAUUUGGCAUCUUUAAUCUGGUUUGAAAAUUUUAAAAAUCUAUUAAAUAAGUUCAAAUUAAAGAUUUUUACUUUA